CUUCUCCUCCCUUCCCCUCCCCUCGGAACCCCUAUCCCGCCGCUCCAAAUCGGCAGAUCCCCACGCCUCCUCGCCCUUUAUUUCUCUCCCUUCCCCCCGGCUCUCCCUUUAAACUCUUUUCUCUUCUCCCAGAGGCCAUCCCAUCCCACCAGCUAUAGAAGAAGAGAAGAGAGAGAGAGAGAGAGAGAGAGACAGGGGUGCUCACAUGGCAUCGGGCUUGGUGGCGGCAGGGGCGGCGGAGGUGGCGGACGGUCCGGUGCUGAGCCUGAUAAGCAAGCGGCUCCGGGCGCUGCGGAAGAAGCACAACCGCAUCCUUCAGACGGAGGAGAGCCUGGCCCAGGGAAAACCCCUCAACAAGGAGCAGGAGGAGCUCCUCCGCUCCAAACCCGCCGUCACCGCCCUCAUUGAUGAGCUCGAGAAGCUCCGCUCGCCCCUCGCCGCCGCCCUCCACGAAGAGCUCUCCCGCUGCCCCUCUCCGCCACCCCAGGACCCCUCCCCUACCCCUCCCCCUCCCCCGCCCCUGGCCGUCGCCGCCGAGUCCAACGGCAAGGCCAUCGAGGACCUCCUUGCCUUGCUCUACUUUGGCUGCCUCUUCGAUAUCAGGCCACAGAGCGAGUUCACCGGCAUGAUGCUCACUCGGACGCACGAGCGGGACUGCUGCUUGACGUAUGAUUAUGUGACCGACGACGCCACCGAUUUGCUCGGGGAACGGGACCUCGACGCGAUCUCCGUGCUCGGGUCGCUCGUGACGUCCAGGCCGACCUACUCCGGGGUCUCUCACAAGAACGCGCUCCAGGAAUGCGUUCAGCACGCCAAGUUCUGGCUUCAGAAGUCCGACCAGCCCAUCCAUUCGGGAGUCUCCGUUACCUAUGCUGGGUUGAGGGAGAAGCUGAACAAGAUUAUGGCGUCGGACUACUUCACCACGACACCGGAGAUGAAAGCUCCGGUAGAUGUGGCUGCGGCGGUGGGGAAGUACAGCACGACUAGCCAGGUGCAGAUUUCUGAGACCACCUCGCCGUCUGCCCAAACUGAAGGUUCCCCGACACAUCAUCAGCACAAGGAGGAUGAGCAACAAGAUUUUCAAGCAACUGAAGUCCACCCUAAUCAUCAGUCUACUCCUGUUGAUGAACCUUCAAAGAUGGAUGAGGCAGACGUGCUAAACCCAUCAGGGGACAUUGGCUCUGCCCCGCAGGAGCAGCAGAAACUGGAAUCGGAUGUGGAAGAACAGAACCAAGGAGAUCCAGAACCAAAGGAUCAACAAUACGUUCCACGGAGGGUUUACCCGAACCAGAGAGGUGGAAGUCGUGGUGGUGGUGGUGGCGGCGGCGUCGGGGGCCGGAGAGGCUAUCCAAAUGGUCGUGGUGGUCGUGGCCGAGGUGGGGGUGGUGGUUACCAAAAUGGGCGGAGCCAGUAUUAUGAGCCUGGAUACUAUCCAAGAAACUACUACAACUCCCGGGGAAGGGGAGGUCGGACUGGUGGUUCAUCCAUGUACAACAGUCACGGAGGAGGACCACAUGGAGGUCAUGUCCCUGCAAAUGUUGAACUGGGCGCAAGCACUUAGUUUCUUGUCUGAUGUGCCAGGAAUAGACUUCAUUUUGAGAGCUCCUAUCCUAUCUGAAGGAAAUCUGGAUUAUGACACCCUCAAUUGCUUCAAAGUUACUAAUUUAAUAUUACUAUGUGUGGGGGUUCUGCUUAUAUUAUGAACUAUAGAUGGUUGCAUACAAUUUAUAUAGGCAAGUGGUUGUAGAAGGGAAACAGAGGCUUCCUGGUUGUAGGUAACUGUUCUAUUUCUCUGCACGGACAUGCUUGCUUUGUGCAGCACACCGAUUAGGCUUGAGUUAUCUUCAUCUUUUUUUUUAUACAGGAGGUCCUGCAGCUU
Molecule: messenger RNA, 1879 nt
Organism: Elaeis guineensis (African oil palm)
Lineage: Eukaryota; Viridiplantae; Streptophyta; Magnoliopsida; Arecales; Arecaceae
Source: RefSeq, a predicted model, not a curated record